Messenger RNA from Annulohypoxylon truncatum, 1113 nucleotides. RefSeq names its product PLC-like phosphodiesterase. Lineage: Eukaryota; Fungi; Ascomycota; Sordariomycetes; Xylariales; Hypoxylaceae. Gene Ontology annotation, biological process: lipid metabolic process. The transcript has 4 exons. The coding region runs from base 1 to 1113 and encodes 370 amino acids. The record is from RefSeq and is a predicted model, not a curated record. Gene Ontology annotation, molecular function: phosphoric diester hydrolase activity.
AUGGCCUUGGAUUCGGAGCCAUCGUUCAUUAGUCACCCCGCUCCCCUGCAGCCGCUGGAAGAGUCGCUUCGCGCGGACGAGCAGACACCGUUGAUCAAGCCCGGCAAGGCGGGUAUGGAGAAUGGGAGGCCGGCAGGUUUCCCGGCACCCCGCUCCCGCAACGAUGCUGCCGCCUCGCUCGGACCACGACGCCUGCCGCAGGCCAUAGCUCACAGAGGAUACAAAGUCGUCGCCCCAGAGAACUCAAUGCUGGCGUUCCGGGCGGCUGUCGAAGCGGGCGCGCACGCUAUCGAGACCGACUUGCACCUUUCCAGGGACGGCGUCGUCGUGCUGUCGCAUGACGCCGCGCUCAAGCGCUGCUUCGGCGAGGAUUCGAAGGUCCGCGACCACGACUGGAGGUACCUGAGCACGUUGCGGACGCUGCGCAAACCCGAACAACCUAUGCCUCGACUCGUAGAUCUGCUCGAAUAUCUGAAUCAGCCGGGGGUGGAGCACGUUUGGGUUAUGCUGGAUAUCAAGACCCAUGAUGAUGCCACCGAGCUCUUGCGGAGAACGGCCGAAGCCAUUGCUUCGGUACCGGGGAUACGGCCGUGGAGUGAGAGGAUAUUGCCUUGUUGUUGGAAUAUAAAAUAUGUCCAACUAACAAAAGAGUUCCUCCCCGGGUUUCCCAUUGCACACGUAGGAAUUUCAAGCAUAUACGCAAGAGCGCUCGCGAGUUAUGUACCGAACCUAUCUGUCAGUAUGCUUCGCAACCUUCUGGCUAUGCCGAUUACUGGCCGGCGCUUCAUACGGGAUAUGAAGAAGGCGGGUCAUCCCAUUUAUACGUGGACGGUUAACGAAGAACACUGGAUGGAGUGGAGCAUCGAGAAGGAGCUCGACGGCGUCAUAACAGACGACCCCAAGUUAUUCCUAGAGGUUUGCAAUCGUGCUGUUGGUAAGGAGGCUGAGGGCCAAGUGAGGAGGUUGGUAAACCGAUCCCUCAAGAUUACCGCGAGAGAUUUGUGGGACUGGGUACGGUAUAUACCCUUCAUUAUCGUCAUCAUGAUUAUCUACUUCGUCAGGAAUGGCUUGCCGCAGAUACAGGCUCGAAAGGCGCUAGGGAAAAAUAGAUAA